AUGUCCAAACCCAUCGUCUUUAUAGGUGCGUCCGGCGCGAUGUGCCAGCUGGUCAUUCAGCGCUUCAUUAAAGCCAGUGACGCGCCGUUUACCCUUGCGGAUAUCAACAUUGAGGCUGUGGAGUCGCUACGUGCAACUUUGCCACCAGGGCGGGCAACAACCCUGAAACUUGACCUCUUCGAUCAUGAAGCUCUUGUGAAUGCAAUGAAGGGCGCAGCGCUCGUCGUUCUUGGGGCAGGGCCAUAUACUCGCACUUCGCAUCCAGUGAUGGAAGCCUGUUUAGAGGUCAAGGUUCCAUACCUGGAUUUCGACGACGAUGUGGAGAGCACCCAAGCGGCCCUGGACAUGAAUGAACGCGCGAAGAAGGCCGGUGUCGCCUUCUUUAUUGGUUGCGGUGCCUCGCCUGGGUUGAGCAACGUUAUUGCGGUUGAUGCAGCCAGUGAACUUGAUAGUGUCAGCGCGAUUGACCUUUGCUGGCUGGUUGGGAAUGAGAAAUCUGGAGCUGGGAGGGCCGUCAUGGAACAUCUCAUGCAUAUUGCUUCCGGCCCUUGUCUGUCAUGGAUCAAUGGCAAACCCACCUUAAUCGAAUCAUACCUAGAAACCCGAUAUGCGCCAAUGUUGGGCGAGUCAAGCGAAAUGAUGCUUCACGAGACCGCUCAUCCAGAGCCUGUUACCCUUCCCCGGCUUUUCCCCACGGCAGACAGUAUUAGAUGUUUCGGCGGCCUUUAUCCACCAACCAAGUUCGGGUGUGCACGAGGCUUGGGUAAUGCUGUCCGUCGUGGAAUCUUGCCCAUCGACGAAGCCUGUGAUUUUCAGGUCAAGGCUCGGCACGGCGAGCUGGAGCCUGAGGUCGGCGGCCAACUUCUUCGCGAUUUGAAAGCCCAAUUUCAUACGCUUGAAAUAAAUAGCGAACAAGGUUCUCGGCUUCUAAAACAGGCCAAGGGAUCCAACAGAGCUGCGGCUUAUGCUUUGGAGGGAUUAAUGGACCAGAUUCGGAGGGGGGAAACCUCCAAGGAAGAGGUACGCGAUUUUUUAAUCGAAGCGUCGGGGUACACCGAGAAGGUGGAAACAGCUGGUGCACUUCUGGUACGAGUGGUCGGUUCCCGCAAUGGCCAUCCAGCUAUAAUCACCAAACGCACGCCUACGUGUGGUUCUGAUUUGUAUUUGAUGAGAAGCAUGGGAACUGUGACAGGGACAUCCUGUGCAGCUUUUAUGGUCAUGGCCAUGCAAGCUGGACAGACACUGAGCGGUGUCUUUUGUCCCGAAGAUUGGGCUGAACCGCGGGCCUUUUACAAGGCACUCGAGACUGUUGGCGUACCACGUCACGAAUUGCCCGAAACACACACGUUUUAA
Penicillium riverlandense is the source of this 1353-nucleotide messenger RNA. RefSeq names its product saccharopine dehydrogenase family protein. The record is from RefSeq and is a predicted model, not a curated record. NCBI's taxonomy places the organism in Eukaryota, Fungi, Ascomycota, Eurotiomycetes, Eurotiales, Aspergillaceae. The transcript has a single exon. The coding region runs from base 1 to 1353 and encodes 450 amino acids.